CAACAACUCUCUGCCAACACUCAUCUUCAACGCCAGCUCUCUGCCAACACCUCGGCACAGCAACAACUCUCUGCUAACACUCUUCCACAGCAACAACUCUCUGCCAACACUCCUCUUCAACCCAGCUCUCUGCCAACACCUCGGCACAACGCCAGCUCUCUGCCAACACCCCCACAACGCCAGCUCUCUGCCAACACUCCCCCACAGCCACAACUCUCUGCCAACACUCCUCUUCAACGCCAGCUCUCUCUGCCAACACUCUUCCACAGCAACAACUCUCUGCCAACACUCCUCUUCAACGCCAACUCUCUGCCAAUACUCAUCUUCAACGCCAGCUCUCUGCCAACACCUCGGCACAGCAACAACUCUCUGCCAACACUCUUCCACAGCAACAACUCUCUGCCAACACCCCCACAACGCCAGCUCUCUGCCAACUCUCUUCUACAGCAACAACUCUCUGCCAACACUCCUCUUCAACGCCAGCUCUCUGCCAACACUCUUCCACAGCAACAACUCUCUGCCAACACUCCUCUUCAACGCCAACUCUCUGCCAAUACUCAUCUUCAACGCCAGCUCUCUGCCAACACCUCGGCACAGCAACAACUCUCUGCCAACACUCUUCCACAACGCCAGCUCUCUGCCAACACUCUUCUACAGCAACAACUCUCUGCCAACACUCCUCUUCAACGCCAGCUCUCUGCCAACACUCUUCCACAGCAACAACUCUCUGCCAACACUCCUCUUCAACGCCAGCUCUCUGCCAAUACUCAUCUUCAACGCCAGCUCUCUGCCAACACCUUCGGCACAGCUCUCUGCCAACACUUCUCCACAACGCCAGCUCUCUGCCAACACUCCUCUUCAACGCCAGCUCUCUGCCAACACUCCUCUUCAACGCCAACUCUCUGCCAACACUCUUCCACAGCAACAACUCUCUGCCAACACUCUUCCACAACGCCAGCUCUCUGCCAACACUCCUCUUCAACGCCAACUCUCUGCCAACACUCUUCCACAGCAACAACUCUCUGCCAACACUCCUCUUCAACGCCAACUCUCUGCCAAUACUCAUCUUCAACGCCAGCUCUCUGCCAACACCUCGGCACAGCAACAACUCUCUGCUAA
Trichomonas vaginalis G3 is the source of this 1119-nucleotide messenger RNA. Its product is annotated as LP04239P family. NCBI's taxonomy places the organism in Eukaryota, Parabasalia, Trichomonadida, Trichomonadidae. The record is from RefSeq and is a predicted model, not a curated record. The transcript has a single exon. The annotation marks the transcript as partial.